Molecule: messenger RNA, 1549 nt
Organism: Pseudovirgaria hyperparasitica
Lineage: Eukaryota; Fungi; Ascomycota; Dothideomycetes; Acrospermales; Acrospermaceae
Exons: 1
Coding region: 226-1470 (414 amino acids)
Biological process (GO): nuclear-transcribed mRNA catabolic process, non-stop decay; ribosome disassembly; RNA surveillance
Cellular component (GO): cytoplasm
Source: RefSeq, a predicted model, not a curated record
AAUGAACCGAUAGACGACUUCUAAAUUAUCUACCCAUACCUACAUUCAUUCUUCCUAUAUUUCGUCUCCCUCACAUACACGUCUACCUAUAAACUACGUCUAUCCCACGUCCAAAUUCCACCAUCGUCGACCCUCCUUCUCCUCCUACACACACGACAGAACCCCAACUUCAUCAACCCCCGCCAAAAAAAACCACACCUCCUCCUCCUCCCAACGACAAGCACGAUGCGCAACCCGAAAAAAGACCUCAACGCGCGCGACGCCCCCUACGCAACCCUCAUCCCCGAAGACCCAGAAGACAUGUGGCACUGCUACAACCUCAUCCAACCGUCCGACUUGCUCCGCGCAUCCGCCAUCCGCAAAGUCAACCUCUCAGCCGGCAACAGCAACGACGACAACAACGGCAGCAGCCGCAACAAGCGCGUCCACAUCACACUCACGAUCCGCGUGCGCAGCAUCGACUUUGACCCCGCGGCCGCACAGCUGCACGUCAACGGCCAAGUCGUCGAGGAGAACGAGCACGUGCCGCUGGGCAGCCACCACACGCUCGACCUGGAGCUGCAGCGCGCGUUCACGCUCAGCAAGCCGGGUGGUGGCGGCUGGGACAGUGUCGCGCGGCAGAUUCUGGCGGAGAGCACGGAGAGUGCGCACAAGGCUGUGGUGUGGGCUGUUGUGAUGCAGGAGGGCAAGGCGCAGAUUUGUCAUAUUACUGAGCAUCAGACGGUGGUGAAGGCGAGUGUGGAGGUUAGUGUGCCGCGGAAGCGGGUGGGUGGGGCUGCUGGGGAGAGUGAGAAGGGGAUGGAGCGGUUCUUUGAGAUGUUGCUGGGUACGUUGCUGCGGUAUAUUGAUCUGUCUGUGUCGGCGGCGGGGACGCCGUUGCUGCUUGCUAGUCCCGGGUUCGUGGCGAGUUCGUUUCAGGGGUAUAUGAAGAAGCAGGCGGUGCGGACGGGGAAUAGGCCGUUGCUGCAGCUGCUGCAGAAGAAUGUGAUUGUGACGUAUGCGAGCAGUGGGCAUCUGCAUGCGCUGAACGAGGUUCUUGCUAGUCCGGCGAUCAAGACGAGGCUUGCGGAUACAAAGUUUGCUCGGGAGACGGGGCUGAUGGAUAAGUUCUUCACUAUGCUGCGGCUGGAUGACGGACGGGCGUGGUAUGGGCCCAGGGAGAUUGAAAGGGCUGUGGAUCAAGGCGCGGUGGGAAGCGGUGGUGGUAUCUUACUGAUUAACGACACCCUUUUCCGGGCGAAUAACGUUGCUGAGAGGAAGAGAUGGGUCUCCUUGGUAGAUCGGGUAGCAAGUGGAGGCGGUGAGGUGCGGAAACUGAGCAGCAUGCACGAGAGCGGGAAGAGGCUGGAGAGUCUAGGGAACAUUGCCGCGAUACUGACGUACCCGUUGGAAGACCUCGAUGAAGAGGAAGAAGAAGAAGAAGGAGAAGAUCAGGCUGCAAACGAUGCAAUAGAUACCCAACAGUUAUGAGGACUGUCUUAGACCAAAGCUACAAUAGAAAGACCUGUGCAGUCGAAACCGAUCAUCUGAGUAGAUUGCGGACGUCUAU